GCCGGCCGCCGGCGCCGCACAUGGCCGCCCCCGCCAGGUCUGGCUUCCCCGCGCACACCAACAGCCGCCUGGACGCGUUCCUGCGGAGGCGGCUGCCGCCCGAGGUCUACGACGCCAUCCGCGCCUAUGAGCCUUGCAUCGUGGUGUCCGAGUGGGAGAAGCACACCUUAAAGUACGUGGUCCUCAGCGAUCGGCUCAUCUACCUGACCGAGAACCCGCCCAAGUCCAUCCGGCGAGCCGUGGCGCUGCGGGACGUCGUGGCCAUUGACCUGAUUGAUGAUUACCCACAAUUUCUGAGUCCACCAGAUAGAGAAAGCAACCAACAUAUCCGUAUCAUCUAUUCUUCAACUGUUUUGAACAAAGAGUGUGAAAAAUCAAAAGGGGUCAAGAAAUUCUCAUUUCCAUUUCAUCAUGCCACUUCUAACAAAAAAAAAGUUAAAGAAGAGAUUAAUGGCCCUGUCUUUUGGAGAGGGCCCCAAAGUUUGAAUGAAUCCUCUCGCAGGCACCAGCAAGAGAGCAGCACGCCAUCCACAGACUCAACCUUCUGUCCUUCAGACCUCAAGGAGCUGUUUUGUGGCCAAAGUGUCUUUCGACCCCUACCCACCCCCUCCAGGAGGAGCUGUCAGUCCAUGUCAGCCACGGGAAAGGCUGUCACCCUGCCAUCUUGCACAAGCAACACAAAAGAACCCAAGGGACUUUCAGAUCACAAAGGUUCUCUGAGUGAAAUCCCUUUCAAGUGCAGUGGGAACGGAAAUGAGUUUUAUUCAGGAAAUUCCUCCCUGGCCUCCCCUUUACAGAGCAACCCAAACCUAGAGAAAAAGACGUCAGAACUUCAUUUGUACGGUAUUUCCACAACCUCAUCAAUAUUUCUGCACUUAAAAAGUUCGUGGACCAAUUAUAUUAUAAAAGCGACUCUUUUGCAAGAUCCCCUCUAUGUUAGUGAGCCCAGUCCUAUCGGAAGUCAAAAGCCAUACAGAUCUGAGGAGAAAAUUAAACACUUCAGUCAACUUAAAUCUGAACUGUUCCUUAAAGACAAUACUUUGAGGAAGAUACUUUAUUUAAUUACGGAACUUAAAGUAGCAGCCCAGAGAAACUUCAUUCUGAAAAGGCUUUUCUGGAAAACCAGUGACCUUUUCUAUUUCCUAGUGAACAAACUAUAUGAGUACUUGCCAGAGUCUAGAGACAAGAGCACACUUCAAAAUAAAAGCCAGAGGGCUGAUGAGCUGGUGGCAUGCAUUGAAAUUAUACAGACUCUAGGACUGAUGUUCAGAGAAACAGAAACGGAGUCAUCACGCCUGAAUACAUUGGCAACUAAGAAGGGAACAUUAUUUAAUCUUUUGGUAAUUUUAACUAGUAAACCUCAGAUUCCAAAAUCUUGCCCUGUGUUUGAUACCCAGUUGGUGGAUGAUUCAACUUUAGUUGAGAUGUCUUUUGAUGCUGAGUUGCAGAAUCUUAUCAAGGAAUAUACAGAUGCAGCUACGGCACUUUUAUAUGAGAUAUUUCUUGUCUUUCAGCAGGGAAAUCUUGGAUUGGGACCAGCAGAGUUUGCUAUUAGCUGGAUGAUGUCCUUCUUACAAAGUCGCCCUCCCUUUAUCACCUUCGUGGCCAGUAUUGUGGAACAAGUGGUAAAGGGGCUUGCAGCUUCAUUUCAGCUGCUAAGUCCCAGCCAAGCCAUUCUGCUGUAUCAGCAGUUUUACAUCCUCAGGAGCUGCCUGCAGUACAGCCCGACUUUAGCGGAGUAUAUAAGGAAUGACUACAGAGAAGAAUUCAGGUACUUUAUUCACAUGCCAGCCUUGGAAAAGAGGCUCCCGUUGUGGUAUCCUAUUACCCAACCUGCCACUCAACUUUUUCAUGAAGUUCUGAAACUGGUGGAACAGAAACAAUGUGUGAAACGUUAUUAAGAAUCUAAAAUGUUAAUCAGGAGUCAACCUGACAUUUAUGAGAAAACUUUUUUGACUUAUUUACUAUCUGGCAAUCCUUGUGUCUUAUAAACAGAUUUUAUUUAAAUGCUCCAUCAAUAGCUGUAAGAGAAGUCUUUAAAUAGUUGUUUAUCUGCCCCCAAAACGCAACUGUAAACACAAUGACAUACAUAAAGUGGUGCUAAAAAUGAGUUUGUCCAAAAAGAGUUUCUAAAAAUAAAAAACUGUAAAGAAAACAGAAGCCCAUGGAGAGCCAAUGUAGAAAGUGCAACCGAGGAGUUUUUUUGGUGUAAUAAUGGUGAGUGGUGUGAAGCCACUGAAAUACCCCGCGAUGAACACUGGGGAGUGGAAAUGACAACGUGACCGUGAGAGAAAUGCUGGGCCAUCGGCGGACACCCCGCUGCUCCACCUGUAAAAGUUCUAGUGAAGGAGUACUCACCGGAGAACACAGCGGAACACAGGCCCGGCUCUAAGCAAGGUCAGUUCCUCAUUUACCGCGGGGGAGGACGCUUGGGCUUUCUUCAGCACAAACGCAUUCUGGUGCUCCGUGUCAGGCACCCGUGGGCUAGUGUGAACAGUCUAUUCAUCUAGAGUCUCUGUGAAAGAGAAAUGGUCUAUACGCAGUAGGGCUCUCUCCCCAUUUAGAAAAGUGUCUUCACUAUAUCUUGUGGCAAUAAAUGAAUCCAACAAAAACUUAA
Suricata suricatta (meerkat) is the source of this 2617-nucleotide messenger RNA. It is a transcript of the gene C10H12orf56, whose product is annotated as chromosome 10 C12orf56 homolog. NCBI's taxonomy places the organism in Eukaryota, Metazoa, Chordata, Mammalia, Carnivora, Herpestidae. The transcript has 13 exons. The coding region runs from base 21 to 1901 and encodes 626 amino acids. The record is from RefSeq and is a predicted model, not a curated record.